This is a messenger RNA of Mesorhabditis spiculigera, 1587 nucleotides long. NCBI's taxonomy places the organism in Eukaryota, Metazoa, Nematoda, Chromadorea, Rhabditida, Rhabditidae. The record is from the annotation of a GenBank genome assembly.
AUGCGCAUGUCUCAGGAUUCUUACGGCUUUCAACCUACCGACUACAGCCGGGCGGAAAUGUCGAACGCGUUCUUCGGUUCACGCUAUCCUCAGCAGCAAUCUGGCCGCUCCGCGCGUCAGCUCAGCAAUGAGGAGCUCGCUCUGCUCAACCAAUGCCGCACCGAGCAACAGCGCACGAAGAGUUCUCAAGUCUUCCCCGCUCUGCGCACCGGUCCGGUCUCCAUCGAGGAGCUGAUGGGCGUCAACCUGCAGCCCCCCGCUGAGCCACCGAGGCAAAGCGCCUUUCUUCAGCAGCUGAAGCUAGCCUCCGGCCGCAACCCCACUUAUGAUGCGCUGGGCCCGUACAUGCCCGCCUUCUCUGCCCAGCAUAGUGCUCGUGGAGCGGCUACGCCAUCGCACAGCACUCGUUCCAAUUCGUCGGUCUAUCGCCCUGAGCCGUUCCAAACCUCUAUGCAGGCGGCCUUUGGACCGCAAGGCGACACCGACAUGCUUCGUCUUCUUCACAUGCUGCGUGAUGCUGGCCGUAACGGCUACCAGCGCCAGGAACGUCGUCGUCCCUAUGCUGAGCAUAGCCCGUUCCAGCCGCUCGUGCCGUGGAAGUGGAAUGGCCCGGGCCAUGGUGAUCCGUUCGCCAACCCCUCGCCGCCUCGAUCUCCGAGUUCUGCCGAGCUGCUUUCAAUCCCGCUCCAGGGCCCGAAGAUUCGCGAGGGUAAGGGUCGUCCUGGCCAUGUUGUUUCGAAGGCGCGCAAGCCUCAAGAUGCCUACAUGACCUCCAGUGCAGUCGAUCGCGCACUCAAGGAUCCGAAAUCUAUGUUGUGCAAGGGCACGCUUCGCAUCCAGGGCCCUAAGCUCGAGGAGGCCGUUCUUGAACAAGAGGACGGGGUGGAGAAGAAGGACAUUGUCAUCGUUGGCAUUCCGGACAGGAACCGCGCCGCUGAUGGCGAUUUGGUCGUCGUGAAGAUCAAGGAGCGCGAUAAUUGGCUGAUCCGUGGAAGCCCGUAUCUGCUCUGGCGCCGACGCGGUGGAGCCAAGAACAAAAAUAAGUUUGACAAAGCUAUGGCUCUGGAGGGUUCUGGUGACGCCGGAAACACAAAGGACGGCCAUCUACAAUAUAGCCGCGAAGACCUAAUCAAGAUUGGUGUGAAGGCUACUAAGGGCUCGUCGAAAGAUAAGCAUUACCGACGCGCAAUGGACGCUCAAAAGAAGGCCCUUGAAGCCGUGAAGGUCCUGCGCGCACCGGACAGCGAAGGCGUCGGCGAAACGCCUUUGGAGAAGCUCGUGGCCGCUGCGGAUCGUCCUACCGCCCAACAACUGUUCCUCAAGGAUGGCGUGCUGCCCCGUCGCAUCACUCUCCGCGCUGCGACCGAGCUUUCCCACGACAAGCGACCGGUUCCUGACAAUUGUUUGCAGAUGACCGCCGAGGUAGUCUUCGUUGCUGCCCCUGCCACUGUCAACAAGUUUCUCAACGCUGGCAAAGAACAGGAGGUCCCUGCAAAGCCGUCGGGCGCGGCGAAGAGAUCCGCUGCCGAGAAGGUCCCCAAGCAGCCAGUAGGCACGAAGCCAUCCGGGGGGCCGGCCGUUGACCAU